AGGGGGCGGUGAUGCUCCACAAAGCUGCUUACCAACCGCCAUCAAAUAACAAGAAGAAGAAGAAGAGCCGCAGCUGCACGCAUUUGGCGUAACGACCAACAACAAACAUGGCGGACGAUCACACAGAUGCAGAUCAGUCCAUGGAGGCUCACACUGCAGUGGCUGAGAACCCGCACGCUGAGUACGGCCUGACAGAGAACAUCCAGAGGAUAGUGGACAGUGAGAAGGGGGCAGACAAGGUGUUGAAGCAGAAGGUGGACCUGCAGGCGCUGCCGACCCGGGCCUACCUGGACCAGACGGUGGUGCCCAUCCUGCUGCAGGGGCUGUCGCUGCUCGCCAAGGAGAGGCCUCCCAACCCCAUCGAGUACCUGGCGGCGUUCCUCCUGAAGAACAAGGCCCAGUUUGAGGAGAGGAACUAGUCCUGGAGGCUCCGCCUGACCUUUGACCUGAUGACCUUCAGGAGCUCGUAGCUUUUCUUUUCCUUUUUUAUUGUUUUCUUUUGUAAACCACAAAAUAAAGAUGUUGCACAGAG
This is a messenger RNA of Myripristis murdjan (pinecone soldierfish), 532 nucleotides long. It is a transcript of the gene dpy30, whose product is annotated as dpy-30 histone methyltransferase complex regulatory subunit. Lineage: Eukaryota; Metazoa; Chordata; Actinopteri; Holocentriformes; Holocentridae. The transcript is spliced from 5 exons. The record is from RefSeq and is a predicted model, not a curated record. Gene Ontology annotation, cellular component: Set1C/COMPASS complex. The coding region runs from base 108 to 419 and encodes 103 amino acids.